Messenger RNA from Eutrema salsugineum, 783 nucleotides. RefSeq lists its product as uncharacterized. The record is from RefSeq and is a predicted model, not a curated record. Lineage: Eukaryota; Viridiplantae; Streptophyta; Magnoliopsida; Brassicales; Brassicaceae. The transcript has a single exon. Bases 68 to 619 code for a protein of 183 amino acids.
GAGAAAAAGAAAACACAAAGUAAGUGUGAGAAAUAGAGAGAAAUAGUCUCUCUUGAGUCUUUAAAUCAUGCAGCUGAAAUCAGCACCAUCAUCUUCUUCUUCUUCUUCUUCCUCAUCUUCAUCUUCAUCCAUGAAACUCAAAACCCUAAUCCAAAAUUUCCUCGCACACCCUCUCUACCGUUUCCUAAGAGCUCUCUCUCGAGCCAAGUCAAUCUUUCUAGAGAUCUCUAAACACAACAACAGCAAGAAACGAAAACUCAUGAUGUUUUUCCCAACAAAUGCUUCAAAGAAUCAACGCAAAAUAUUUUUUGGAUCUUUCAGAUUGCAUUACAACUGGUGUUCCUCUGAUGUUGUUCCUGUCCCUCAACCCUUCCCUUUUCCUGUCUCUGGCAUCAAUGGUGAAGAAGAUGACGAGUCUAACCUCUCUGGUUACCUCGAGUGGCUCGAACACAAGAAAGUCGAUGAUGUGGAAGAGAUCAGAAAUAUUUCAGCAGCCGAUGAUGAUGAUGAUAUUGAUCACUUGGCGGAUAUGUUCAUCGCUAAUUGCCACGAGAAGUUCUUGCUCGAGAAAGUCGAGUCCUACAGAAGAUUUCAAGAAAUGUUAGAAAGGGGUUUGUGAAUUAUCAGAGGUGAAACAUAGAUUUUUGAAUUUUUUGUCUUAUUAAUUAAUUAAUAAUCAUGCCGUAAAAUCUUAGCUAGUUGAUGAUCUGAUAAUAUACCACAAGGUGGUGAAAGUUGUAUCUUGAAAGUUUUGGGGGUAAUGUUCUAGAAGGUGAGUCUUUA